Pyrus x bretschneideri (Chinese white pear) is the source of this 756-nucleotide messenger RNA. RefSeq names its product acyl-coenzyme A oxidase 4, peroxisomal-like. Gene Ontology annotation, biological process: fatty acid beta-oxidation. Gene Ontology annotation, cellular component: peroxisome. Gene Ontology annotation, molecular function: acyl-CoA dehydrogenase activity. Lineage: Eukaryota; Viridiplantae; Streptophyta; Magnoliopsida; Rosales; Rosaceae. The record is from RefSeq and is a predicted model, not a curated record. The transcript has 7 exons. Bases 1 to 756 code for a protein of 251 amino acids.
AUGAAUGGUGUUUAUUUUCAGGGCAUGCAGGUGGAUGUAAUUGUGGGUUAUGGGUGUCCUGGUCUUUCUAUUACGGCAAAUGCUUUUGCUACAGCUGAAAUUGCUAGAGUUGAUGCAAGCUGUUCUACUUUCUUCUUGGUGGAAGGAGGUUGGGUACUUGAAGGCCAAAAGCAAUGGAUAGGAAACAAUACAUUUGCCGAUGUCUUGAUUAUUUUUGCUAGGAAUACAACAACAAAUCAGAUUAAUGGAUUUAUAGUAAAGAAGAAUGCCCCUGGACUGACAGCUACAAAAAUAGAAAAUAAAUUUGGUUUACGCAUUGUUCAAAAUGGAGAUAUUCUCUUAAAUAAAGUAUUUGUUCCAGAUGAGGAAAGGCUACCUGGUGUUAAUUCUUUUCAGGAUACUAACAAGGUUCUUGCUGUUUCGCGUGUCAUGGUCGCCUGGCAACCUAUUGGUUUAUGUAUGGGGGUCUAUGAUAUGUGUCACAGGUAUCUGAAGGAGAGGAAACAAUUUGGAGCCCCUUUUGCAGCUUUCCAGAUCAACCAAGGGAAACUUGUCCGUAUGCUUGGUAAUGUUCAAGCUAUGGUUCUUAUAGGUUGGCGCCUCUGCAAGCUGUAUGAGGCGGGUAAAAUGACUCCUGGUCAUGCUAGCAUGGGGAAGUCAUGGAUCACUCUGAGGCCAAGGGAAAUAGUUGCUCUAGGGAGGGAAUUACUUGGUGGCAAUGGAAUCUUAUCUGUGGAUUUAAAAUUUUAUAUUUAG